AUGGCGGAACGCAAGGUUCUAAACAAAUAUAUCCCACCUGACUUCGAUCCAGCGGCGCUCCACGCGAACCGUGAUAUGCUCCGCAACGAUGGAUACGGCCGUGGCAAGACAACCUUCGCGCGACGCAUCAAAGGAGGUAUGAGCGCGCAUAUGCUCGACAUACGUAUGAUGUUCCCAUUCACAUUCCGUUGUGAAAGUUGCAGAAAUUUCACAUACAUCGGAACGAAAAUGAAUUCCAAGGUCAUGCGACUCAAGGACGAUACGUAUUUGGGAAUCGAAAAGCAUCGAUUCUUCGCCAAAUGCCCCCACUGCAGUCAUCAAAUCAUUUUCAAAACUGAUCCGCAACACAGCGAUUAUCUGCUUGAGUCUGGUGGCACACGUACGUAUGACGCAAAUAGAGAUGCGGAGUUGGCAGCAGAGGCUGUGUCCAAGGAAGAGGACGAAAUCGCCGAGAAGCGAGAUAAGACCGAAAAAAUGAUGGAAAAGGCUGACCACGCAUAUGCUGAAUAUGAGGAACUGGAACGGUUAACCGCACUAAAGCGAAGAUCGGGCAGGAUGCGCGACCGAGAAAACGCAGCAGAACUUAGUUUACAACGCAUACAAAAGGAAAAGGAAAUUCAAUUCGUACCCUCUCUAGAUGAUGAGGAUGUGGCCCUUUUUCGCAAACAACAGGAAGAAAUAUUUCUCAACUGUUCCGAGGAAAACGGUAGUGAUAUGUUCGCCUCGUCAACAACAUAUGAUAAUACCACAUCGCAAUCGGAAUACGUCGAAGAAAUUGUUGAUGACGUGGAUGAAACUGCUUUUGAAGGUGGAAAGCAGGAAUUGUCUAGUGAAAAUAAACUGGAUAGAAGGCUGUGUAAUUCAGCUGCUGUUGUUCAACAAGUUUUUCCGAUCGUUAGCGUAAAAAAGCGUUGCAAUACCAUUGUAAACCCAUUUGAAGCCUAUGACAGUGAUUAG
Molecule: messenger RNA, 957 nt
Organism: Babesia ovata
Lineage: Eukaryota; Apicomplexa; Aconoidasida; Piroplasmida; Babesiidae
Exons: 2
Coding region: 1-957 (318 amino acids)
Biological process (GO): mRNA splicing, via spliceosome
Cellular component (GO): U2-type catalytic step 1 spliceosome
Source: RefSeq, a predicted model, not a curated record